AUGGCAUAUCCCAGCUACGCAACUCUCAACAAUGGCUACAAACAGCCGAGGACCCAUAACCACCACCAUCACCGUCGUAACAUCAUGCCGCAGACGAACCCCCGCGUCAGCCCGCGCCGGGGCCUCCACCGCAACAUGAACAACAACCAGAAGAUCUCGGACAUGCUCUUCGGCGAGCGGCCGCGCUUAAAGAUUGCCACCAACGGCUGCUUCGUGGACCGAAACAACAACAGCAAGCCGCCGCGGGAUGUCUUCAAGAAACCCGCCGACCCACCGAAACCCAAGCGGCACCCUGUUUACAUGGAGACCUCUUUCCUGAACGUGUACCCUGAGGAAUACACUCUGGACCCCCCGACCCUGUACACCGAUGCCCCCUCCCCCUCCCCUCCCUGCUCGCCCCCACCCUUCCUGCCUCGACACGAGUCGGCACAGCUGAUGAACUCGUUGCUAAAGCAUGAGACUCGUUACCGUAGCAACACCAUGGAUUAUCUGCACGAAGUCAAGCAGUACAUUCUCAGGACGGCCCGAAAGAACCGGCGGAAACCGAUACUGUACAACUUGCAGCAAGAGGCGCCCAAUCCCAAACGGAUCGUCUGCCUUUUCCCGACGGACAACAAGCCGGCGCACUAUGGUAGAGAGUUUCACGGAGCGAUAGCCCGUGAGGAGGCCGACCAUUUGCUGACGCAGGGCGGAGAGGGGAGUUACCUGGUCCGGGAGAGCCAACGAGCUCCCGGAAGCUUCACCCUUGGACUCAGGCUGAACCACUCGACGAAGAACUUUCGGCUGUACUACGAUGGCAAGCACUACGUGGCCGAGAAGCACUUUGACUCCUUGCACGACCUUGUGGCCGACGGCCUCAUCACGCUCUACGUGGAGGCGAAAGCCGCUGACUACAUCAAAUCCAUGGAGUCGGAACCGAUCUACGAGAAGCACUCACGGUACGCGACAAUCAGGGACAAGCGGAUCAGUAACGGGGCCGUGUUGCCGACGUCAGGCAGCAAACAGGUACCCAUCCAGGAUCAGGUGGAUGCACGUACCGCUGUGCUGGACAAUGCAGUCACGUCGGCAUCGUACGAGAAGGCACACAACUUCAAGAUGCACACUUUCAAGGGUCUGAACUGGUGCGAGUACUGUGGCAACUUCAUGUGGGGUCUCAUAGCACAGGGAGUCCGAUGCACAGAUUGCGGCCUAAGCACCCACAAGCAGUGCUCCAAGAGGGUACCCCUAGACUGCACCCCGGACCGCCGCCUCAUCAAACGUGUCUACGGCGUGGACCUGACAACCCUCGUCAAGGCACACGGCACAACGCGGUCAAUAGUCAUCGACAAAUGUAUAGAGGAGCUGGAAACCAGAGGUUUGGAUAUUGAGGGCUUGUACAGGGUACCAGGUAUGCAGGAUGACAUGGAUCUCUGCAGACAGCGGUUUGAUAAAGAUGGUGCCAACGCAAAGAUCAGUGCCAAGGACUUCCCGGACAUCAAUGUCAUCUCGGGAGCGCUCAAGAUGUACCUGAGGCAGCUUCCCAUCCCGCUGGUCCCGUUCGAGAUGUACGACCGCUUCAUGAUGGCAGCGAAAAUCCAGGAUCCCACAGAGAGGUUAGAGGCGACGCACAACGCAAUGAAUGAACUGUACAACAUCAAGCCGGCCCACUAUCACACGCUCAAACAUCUCAUCAACCAUCUCAACAGAGUGGUACAACAGAAGAACGUGAACAAGAUGAGCGCGGAGAACGUCGGAAUCGUCUUCGGCCCGACGCUUCUGCGCGAGGCCAACGACCAAACCAUCAUGGACAACCUCUACCUACUCCAGUACCAGAAGAAAGUCGUCGAGAUCAUGGUGGAAAACCCUGACAUCAUCUUCGAGAAGUGAGGGCGCCAGACACCCUGUCUAGUCUCGGAGAGAAAAUAAGUGCAGGGCCAGUUCCCUGUUCAAAGACUGUAAGAAGGUUUCAUAAGAAGCUAUGUUGGAGAACAUGAACAUUUUGCUCCUUCGGAAGCCCCUCCCUAUCUGUCAAUCAAACUGCGCAUUGACCAAUUAGAUUGCAGCUUUGAGUCAUGUGACCAUGGUGGGCGGGCUUGUGGCCGAAAUCAGAACGGCCAAUUUAUAUCCAGUUAAAUCAUUGUAUGUUUUUGGCAGGAAAUUUCAUGGAGUUAAUUUUAAGAAGAAAAAAAAUCCAAUAUGGCUGCCGGUGAAAGCUCUCAAUAGUAAUUGUCCCUUUUUCACCAGUAGAGGGCGCACACGUCUGCUGAGCAUGGACUUUUAUUGUAUCCAUUGCAUAGGUUAGCUUUAACCACUUUUUAUACACACAGGACAGAAGACUGCAAUUUAUGGAAAGACAGCUAUGAAAAAAUGGGAAUCAAAAACAGUAUUAUGUUGCCAAAGAACGUGCGCACUUCUCAGCGAAUUGUGUCAUCCAAAACCACAAAAACAUCUCAUUUCUUAUAAUCACCACUCACUUAAAGAGCACUGCAUUUUUGGCAAAGGCAAUGUGGCGGCCAUUUUAAAAGUGGCUGCCACAUUCUUGUAAAACCAAAAUUGCGGCGUCCCAUACACAUAAAUCUUCCCAGUUUUGUUUAGAGAACUACCGGCUAGCUACUUAAGCCCUUUUCCGAACUGUAUAUAAUUAUAUAUAUAAUUAUCCAAAUUUUAUGUGUCGCUAGUAUUAAACAAACAAAACUGUUGUAACUUAAAAACUUUCAGAUUGGCAGAGAUCCAAUCUGUUUUUUAUUUCCGUGAUUGGAAUAUAUGCGUGUGACGUUCUGGCAAAAUAAGACGGAACUGGGCAUAGGGUGUAGUGGAGAAAAAUGCAAAAAUCGGAAUGGGGUGAUUUUCUUCGAUUUCCAGAUUUAUCAAUGCUUGUAAUCUUUGAUAUGUCUGCUGCACAUAUUUUAAAGAAAUAGUAUAAAAAUCAUGGAAUAAAAGUGUUUUUAAGGAAAAAGCAAUUGGCGUCUAUCAUUUUCAGGAAUACAAAACUCGAAACGUUUAAGGCCUUUUUCGCAGUAUUUUACCUUUUUGACAUGUUGAUAAAACUUUAAACAUCCAUAACUUGUCAACGGAAUGUCUGAUUGAAGUGCAACAAACAGUAUUGUGAGGAGAAUUUUGUUCUCUUUCCUAACACCUGCAAAUUCUUAUUUCCACCUCUGCCCAGUUCUGUCUCAUUUCGCUAGAACGCCUCACAUAAUUACCUCUCAAACAAGAUGGUGGAUGUUUGAGAUAUUCUACCCACUGAUCAGUAAACAUUAACUCGUGAUAGCUAGAAAUAGAAAACUAUUUCACUCUUUGAGGUAUUUUAAAAAUUAAGAACUUUAUUUUUGUGUCUAUUUAUAUGAAAGGAUUUUUUUUUGUAUGAAGAAAAUCAUACUUGUUUUAUAAGUGAUGUGUACUUAAAUGCUUACACACGAACUGGCUGAUAAGACUAUCGAAAAAAAGAUCAAAAGUUUGAGAAAAUGUAGUCUUUUCUCUUAUACAGCGCUUGAAUGAAUCCCUGUCAUAUGACUGAUGGGUCGUUGAUCACAUGUCAUUGAAUUAUUCCUUCUAACCCGGCCCGCACCGCAAAAAUAGAAGUUCUAUUCCACGGUAAAUAGAAGCUCCAUUGCAAGUCCCAGGAUUGGUGGAUCUGACCAAUCAGAUGACGAGGAUUUAUUCAGGUGUUGUAUAAAACAAACAAUGAAUGUUUUUCAUUCAUGCAAUGGAGACAAUACUUUCAUUCGGUGACAGCUGGAAUGUUCCAUUCCACUUGGCUUCGCCUCGUGAAAUGGAACAUUCCAUCUGUGACCUCAUGAAAUUAUUCUUACCAUUGCACUCAUAAACAUUCAUUUUUUGUAUAUUAUUUUGUAUGAUGGAUUUUCCAUUGUGGAUCUAUGGAGAAAACCACAUCCAAUUUUUUAGUUAAGUGAAAUAUAUUUCUAUUGUUGUGGCUGAUUCGGAUUUGAGGUAGAGAAUGUGGACACCGGAGGGCGCUCUUCACACAAACUGGCUUUGUGUGAUGGAUUGUUAAACACAGUUUCUUGUAUGCUGACAGAAACUUGUUAACAUUGUUCUAUAAAAUGAAAUAGGAGAAAUUGUAGUAAUUUACAUUUUUCUGUAUAUUUUUAAUUUUUCCUAAAUCCCGUUUAAAAUUUGGCGAUGGAAUUUAAAAAGCCUCAUUACGAUUACUCAGGUUAUCUUAAGGUUGAAAUUCGUGUGUAAUUUGCAAAAAAAAAAUCGUAGUUAUGAAGCUUUUAGGAAGAAAAAUAUUGCUUAGAGCGUUGCGUAGCAAUGCAUAUAUACUUUUUUGUGUCCAUCCAUAAAUUGAGCAGAGAUUUAUCCCCUAGUGGGCUCCGUGCACGAACUGUGAGGGCGCUCUGCGACUUAAUAAGAGCGUAAAGUUUUUAAUUUGUACCACUAUUGCACGAAGUCCAUAGACAGAAUUACUUAUAAUAAUUCCCUGUUUGCAGUAUUACCAUUGUAGAUUUUAACACUUUAAAAGCAAUAUCAGAUUGUACUAGUCAACCACAGUUAUAUAAUGAAUGUUAUUUCACAUAAUGAA
Messenger RNA from Patiria miniata (bat star), 4525 nucleotides. RefSeq names its product beta-chimaerin-like. Lineage: Eukaryota; Metazoa; Echinodermata; Asteroidea; Valvatida; Asterinidae. Bases 1 to 1866 code for a protein of 621 amino acids. The transcript is spliced from 11 exons. The record is from RefSeq and is a predicted model, not a curated record. Gene Ontology annotation, molecular function: GTPase activator activity. Gene Ontology annotation, biological process: regulation of GTPase activity; signal transduction.